ACCACCUCGCGGGGCAUUAUCAGGCCUGGUUGCGGGAAGCAUCAACCAUGUUGCAAAUCAUGCCAUUAACAGAAAGACUUGCUAAUCCUGCUUCAGUCAGUGAUCACUGGAAUAACGACACUAUUCUCUUAUGGCUUGAUCACUGGUGGUCCUGGAGGUUUGUAUAUGCUCCUAUUAUCUCUUGAUAGUAUACUUUUUCUAACAAAUUUAGUCAUGUCUAUUGGAUGGAUCAUUGUAUCCGUGUUUACUUUUAUGAUUGCUCUGAGUAUGGCAGAAAUUGUUUCUGCUAUACCUACAGCUGGAGGACCUUAUUAUUGGGCAGCGCUUCUUGCUCCGAGAAAUCAUUCGGCUUUUGCGAGUUGGAUUACUGGUUGGUUCAACUUCCUCGGUCAGGUUGCUGUCACUACUGGAAUCAGCUUCGGCCUCGCAGGUCUCAUCUCAACAACUGCAACAAUAAAAUCAUCAUAUGGCCCUAGUGCCCCAAGAACAAUCGGUAUCUAUGUAGCUGUCCUCAUCUCCCAUGGUAUCUUCAAUACCUUUGGUGUCCACGUGUUAAGAUAUCUAAACAAUACAUCUAUCGCGCUUCACUCUUUAGGCGUAACUGCAAUAGCUAUUGCAGUUCUCGCAAAAGCCCCUACGCACCAAAGCGCAAAAUUUGUCUUCGCCAAAUUCUACGAUGGGACUGGUGUAGAUCCAAGUCUUGGAUGGAGCGUCAGGGCAUCCCCAGCAUACGUCGCUUGCUGUGGUGUUCUCAUGGCUCAAUACACGCUCACUGGUUUCGAUGCCUCCGCCCACUUGUCUGAGGAAACUCGAAAUGCAUCUUGGAGUGCACCUAUUGGCGUUAUUUCUUCCGUUGGGUUUUCGGCCCUUUUUGGAUUCUUCGUUAUAUUGAGCUUCUUAUUUAGCAUCCAAGAUUUUGACAAUACAGUUACGAGUGAUUAUGGUCAACCAGUUAUUCAAAUUUUUGUCGAUGUGUUCGGAACUGAUGGGGCCGUUGUGCUCAUGUGUUUGAUUAUGAUUUGUGUCUGGCAUUGUGGGCUUUUUUCGAUGGCUUCGAAUUCGAGAAUGAUGUUUGCCUUUGCCAGAGAUGGUGGGAUUGUAAGUUUCUCUUUCCAGUCCAGACUUCUUCUUCCCAGGUAUUGACACAACCAACAGCCAGAAUUCUUUCACAAGGUCGAUAACCGUUUUCAAUCUCCCAUCCGAACCGUUUGGCUUGCAGCAACUCUAGCCUUUUGUCUAGCACUUCCUUCUCUGGGUUCCAGUGUAGCUUUUGCUGCGGCUACUAGCAUAGCUACUAUUGGUUUGUACAUCUCAUAUGGUACCCCGAUUCUGCUUGGCCUCAUCUAUUCCAAGGAGUUCAAAGCUAGGAAGGGACCAUUUAACCUCGGGAUUUUCUCGAGACCCGUUGCUUUCAUUUCUGUAUCCUGGAUCGGCUUUAUCACUGUGAUAUUUUGUCUUCCUACAACAAAUCCGGUGACAAGUCAGACUGUAAACUAUACAGUGGUGGCUGUGGGGAUCAUUGCAAUCGGCGCUUGCGGAGCAUGGGUGGUCUGGGCUAGAAAAUGGUUUGUAGGACCCAUGGUCGAGAUCGAGGCAGCUGCGCGCUUGGGUAUCAAUCCUGAAGGGUCUGGUGCUUUAGAGAGAGCGGAAGUGGAUGGGAAGGUUAAUUUACAUGGGGGUGUAAAGAGCUCGGAUUAGAAGCCUCAAGAGCUGCCAGAGAAAAUGCAAAUGAUGGUGCGAACAACUAAUAUACCGAUGAUAGAAGUAGACUCAGAGAAAGCAAGGCCUAGUAAAAUGGUAAACGUGUAUUCUGUUAUGUAUCACCACAGGAAUCCAGGAACUGUGUAUAGAGUUUGCGGCACAUUGGAAUCUUUCAGAAUGGCGAUAUCCGGGAGCGUGUCUCGGACAACACUCGUUUAAAAUUCGGACUAUCGAGGAGGGAGGAAUGAUGGCAAUGCCAAUGGAUAAAAUGCAAACCUCUCCAUCAAACUGACUAGAUCAUAUA
Sclerotinia trifoliorum is the source of this 2005-nucleotide messenger RNA. NCBI's taxonomy places the organism in Eukaryota, Fungi, Ascomycota, Leotiomycetes, Helotiales, Sclerotiniaceae. The record is from the annotation of a GenBank genome assembly.